AUUCACUUUAAACCUCCCAGUCACUCAUUUCACCAGCAGUGGGCAUCACAGCACUCGGAAUGAGGGAUGCCACUCCGCUCGGCACGUUUCGGGCGCUCGGUCCCUAUCCCAUCGUCUCGUCCACCGCCUCAACAUCGAUAUCUCGACCCUCAUCUAACCCCUCACACGACCGCGCCAGUUCGCCAUCAAGCUUCCUCCUUCCACACAUCCACCACCAGAUCCUCCGAUAGCACCCCGAACCAUUACGAAAUCCUCUCCCUGACCCCUAGCGCGACUCUUGCGGAUAUAAAGCGCCAAUUCUUCGCCCUCUCUAAACAACAUCAUCCUGACAAGAACCCCGACGAUGCCUCCGCCAGCACCCGCUUCGUCCGCAUCAGCGAAGCAUACCACGUGCUCUCGUCGCCCGAAAAGCGCACACAAUACGAUGCACAGCUACACGGACAGCACUUGCAUCACCAUCACCACUAUGCGCAUCACAAAGGGUCGUAUAGUAGUGCGGGGUUUGCCGGGAGCAGGCCUGCGAGUGGCUUGAGUAAGAAGAGGGGUACCUUUCGAGGACCACCGCCGAGUUUUUAUAAAAACGGUGGGUAUGGGCAACACCAUGCUAAGAGGACUGCCCACGCCCAUGAUAAUACUCCUGGUGGUGGGGAAGAAGCCAAGGAGGAUCAAGGGAGUUAUGGGCGGUUUGGCGGGUUUGGCCCAGGACAGACAGGCCAGGGGGAUGAGGUCCCACAUUUUAACAACCAGAAGCAUAAGAAGACGCAUGAUCAUAUCAAUGAGCAUAUCUACGGGCGAAGAAGAUCCAGGGGGGGACAGCAUAUCCCGGAUGGUAUUGAUAGAGAUGGCAUGUUGGUGAAUUUUGUGGUUGUUGCGGGUGUCUUGGGAGUCAUUGGUUUCGGGGCGAAGGUCAUGGGGAAUGACAACAGCCCCAGAACUACUAAACGGAAUGAGAGGGCCCCGGAGCGCUCAUAAGAGAGCCGGACGUCCUGUCGUACAUUUUGACUGUACAAUAUUGGGAGGAUAGACGACACGGCAAUUGCUAAAUGCAUGAACUGAAUGGAUGCAUUGAGACGGACUGUUGUACAUGCCGGAAUGCAAGAAUGCGC
Molecule: messenger RNA, 1106 nt
Organism: Lindgomyces ingoldianus
Lineage: Eukaryota; Fungi; Ascomycota; Dothideomycetes; Pleosporales; Lindgomycetaceae
Product: DnaJ-domain-containing protein
Exons: 1
Coding region: 67-972 (301 amino acids)
Source: RefSeq, a predicted model, not a curated record